GUCUCCUUUCGAUCCAUCCGCUGCUCCUCACACUUCGUCACUUCGCCACGCCCAUGACUACCAGUGAGGAUGCAGCUCUCCUCGCAGAGAUCGAGAGGCUAUCUGGAAGGAUAGACCAGCAUCGAAGCGCGAGCGCUGCUGCUCCGCCACCCAAUCGAGGAAGAGGUGGCUGGCGAGGCAGAGGUUGGCGAGGAGCUUCCGCGCCCACCCAAGUCAGCAGACAUCGCACCCUCGUCAUCAACAACGACGCCCAGCAGCAGCCCGGCCCUUCGUCAUCAUCUCCGCCACCACCGUCGUCCUCGUCAUGGGUCAGGCGCAAGACCACGCACAACAUGAGCCUCGUCAGCUCCGAUUCGUACCAAAAGACCGAACCGGCUCGUGUCGCAGCUCUCCAAGCGGCACAAGAAGCCAAGACAGCCGCUAAAGCUACAGCUCGUGCGGCCGCCAAGUCGAGAGCCAAAGCUGCGCGCGACUCGGCCAAGGUGCGCCGAGGAGAUAACAUGGGCGAAGUCAUCGUCGAUGGCGUCGUCUUUGUAUUCGAGGAAACGGGAACGAAACUAGUCAAGAAGGGUAGCGAAGCUGCAGCUGCCUCGGCCUCCUCGUCACCCUCAUCCAAAGCUCCCUUGCGCACCUCGGUCAAUGGCCAGUCCUUCAUCCGCACGAAGCGUGGCAACCUCAUCAGCGCUGAGCUCCAUCAGCAACGCAAGGCGCAAAAAGACAGUGCAGCCAAGAUGCGGCGCCUGGCAGCUAUGGGAGAUCAGAUUGCCAACAAUGAAAAGACGAGGUCUGCCAACCGCAAGCCAACCCGAUCCCAAGCCAACUUGCCACGCACCAAGGGCCUUUGCAGCUUCUACAACAAGACAGGUCUCUGCUCGGCGUGUGCGGUACGUGCCUCCCCUCCCCCUUGCUCACCUGCUUCCUCUUCGUAUCCCACCCGCAGGCCAAUGCAAACGCGGCCUCUCCUGCCCUUACGUCCACGACGCUGCCCGUCUCGCCAUCUGUCCCGGCGCCCUCCGGCCCACAGGCUGUUCCUCACCCUCCGGCCUAUGUCCUCUGUCUCAUGACCCUUCC
Jaminaea rosea is the source of this 1071-nucleotide messenger RNA. RefSeq lists its product as hypothetical. The record is from RefSeq and is a predicted model, not a curated record. The transcript is spliced from 3 exons. Lineage: Eukaryota; Fungi; Basidiomycota; Exobasidiomycetes; Microstromatales. The coding region runs from base 54 to 1064 and encodes 336 amino acids.